AUGCCGAAACCAAGGAAAUCAUUUACCGACAACCAUUUAGGAGUUGUGCUCAGCUUGGAUCCUGGUCCACGGAAAUCAUCGCGGUUUCAACCAUGGUCCAACCUUUCAUCAAGGGCGAAAUAUAUUACAUCAGCUACAAAAGCGUCAAUAUCUAUAGAAGUGCUUCCGCAACAUCGGAAGGCCCGGUGCGGCUUGCUAGGUGUUUUAUUGAGCACUGCCUAUCCUCGUUCGCCCACUUUCCGAUGUUCAGACAACACGGCCUUGGAGGGGAUAUUUACGAAGUUCGCGCGCUAUAAGCACUUGAGUGUUAAACAAGGAAGCCGAUUGCAAAAGCAGCAACAUUUUCUCAGGAAUUGGAGGGCUGCAUAUUGCGUAGAAUUUCUUGAGGUCACGGCCCACCAUCAGCCAGUGAUGUGCUCCAUAAAUCAACUCAAACUCCCUGGCAAGAAAGUUUGGACAAAGCUAUCCAGCAAGCCAAUCAAGCUUGGCUCCCCUAGUUAUGUAACCUGGUUUGCAUCCGUUCGUGGUGGUGAUAAUUACCGUAUUGAGCCGACAUACCUCAGCCGGUUUUCACGGCUAGUCAAUUGUUGGCUCCUCGGAUUACAAGGAUGGGGCCUGGACACGUUAGCCGGUAGGCUACUGCUGGGUCCCACCGCCCGCGAAAAUUGA
Histoplasma capsulatum G186AR is the source of this 669-nucleotide messenger RNA. RefSeq lists its product as uncharacterized. NCBI's taxonomy places the organism in Eukaryota, Fungi, Ascomycota, Eurotiomycetes, Onygenales, Ajellomycetaceae. The record is from RefSeq and is a predicted model, not a curated record. The transcript is spliced from 5 exons. Bases 1 to 669 code for a protein of 222 amino acids.